AAAUAAAGGAGAAGACUUUUUAACUUGGGUAGGCUUAACCCUCCUAUGGUUGGAACGAGAGAUUCGAAUGUGAGAGGUUGAUGCUAAUUUACUGUUUGGAACACAGAUGCAGUUGGAUCAACGAGGUCUAAAGUUCGAAUAUGGUGCAGGGAGGAUUUUGUGUAUUUCACAAGCCAUAAGCGAGACAAUCAUUACGAGAUAAUAUAAUAACUAGUAGCAAACAGUAAAGUUUAGUUUAGGGGAUGGCUGUAGCCACAGGAAAAGCUCGGGCUGAUUACGAUUACCUUAUCAAGCUGCUCUUGAUAGGCGACAGCGGUGUUGGAAAGAGUUGUCUUCUUCUACGUUUUUCAGAUGAUUCCUUCACAACAAGUUUCAUAACCACCAUAGGAAUUGAUUUUAAGAUCAGGAUAUUUGAACUCGAUGGGAAGCGGAUUAAAUUGCAAAUUUGGGACACUGCUGGACAAGAACGUUUCCGCACAAUUACAACAGCAUACUAUCGAAAUGCAAUGGGCAUUCUUCUGGUGUAUGAUGUUACAGACGAGUCAUCCUUUAACAACAUUCGGAACUGGAUAAAGAAUAUUGAGCAGCACGCAUCUGACAAUGUAAACAAAAUAUUGGUAGGCAACAAGGCAGAUAUGGAUGAGAGCAAGAGGGCUGUCUCCACUGCUCGUGGUCAAGCACUUGCUGACGAGUAUGGCAUCAAGUUUUUUGAAACUAGUGCGAAAACAAACCUUAAUGUUGAGCAGGCUUUCUUUUCAAUAGCAAGAGAUAUUAAGCAGAGGCUUUCUGAGACUGAUUUCAAGGCUGAGCCACAGACCAUCAAAAUCAGCAAACCCGAUCCAGCUAAAGAUGCAUCCAACACAUCAGUAAAAUCAAGCUGCUGCAGUGCUUAAUGUUGUACAGCAUUAGUUCGUUCAGCCAAUAGCUUUUGGUUGCAAUUGUUGACAUUUUAUAUACAAGCCUGACACAAUAAGCACCGUGGCAACCAACUUUCUAGCCAUUGAUUACUUAGCUUGUAGCUGAGGAUUGUGGAGAGUAUUUAACAGUGACUUGAGUUGCCCUAUACACAUGGAAGUGUAAUGUAACGGGAUGCUAACAGCAAAAGCUAGAAUUAUUCAUCCAUAUAUUUGGUUUAUGGCAUUAUUCUUGCAUAUAACUUCUUGAAAGAAGUAGAUGCUUUUAACACAUAGUAUGCUACUUGAUAUAUGAAGUCUGCUGACAUGGCAAUAUUCUCCCUGCACAUGGUAGGUAUGCCUUUUCUUCUAUUAUUGAUGUUUUACGCUUUAAAUGAUAUUGCAUAGAACUUUUUUAUUA
Messenger RNA from Cryptomeria japonica (Japanese cedar), 1314 nucleotides. Its product is annotated as ras-related protein RABE1d. Gene Ontology annotation, molecular function: GTP binding; GTPase activity. NCBI's taxonomy places the organism in Eukaryota, Viridiplantae, Streptophyta, Pinopsida, Cupressales, Cupressaceae. The transcript is spliced from 8 exons. The record is from RefSeq and is a predicted model, not a curated record. Gene Ontology annotation, biological process: regulation of exocytosis; protein secretion. Bases 243 to 893 code for a protein of 216 amino acids.